Molecule: messenger RNA, 353 nt
Organism: Acanthoscelides obtectus
Lineage: Eukaryota; Metazoa; Arthropoda; Insecta; Coleoptera; Chrysomelidae
Source: the annotation of a GenBank genome assembly
CAUGAACAGUGCACAUAGAGAUUUGUACCAAAAUGCCAGAGAUAAAGUGAAGUCAUUGUUGGUUGUCAAAGUCAUAGUCAGCUCGCAAGUCGGCUUGAUCUCUUAACCUAAAAUGAAAGGAGGUGAAGAAUGGAGGAAGAGAUAGAACAAAGAAAAAGAAAACACCCUUCUAGGACAGGCAGCGACAACUCCUUGUUGAGAAAUGAUUCGACUUUUGAUAUGAUCCAAAAGGUAAUAGCGGAUGACCGACGCGAAGGUCAUUGUGCACCGGAGACAGUUAAUAAUGGAACUAGGUGAACAGAGAUGGGUGGAUGCUGUUACUGUGGCUUGUGUUUGGCUCAGUUGUAAGAAUG